Molecule: messenger RNA, 744 nt
Organism: Lolium perenne
Lineage: Eukaryota; Viridiplantae; Streptophyta; Magnoliopsida; Poales; Poaceae
Source: RefSeq, a predicted model, not a curated record
AUGGAUAAAAUUAGUGGUGGAGGAGAGGCGGCCGUGGCUGCGCCGGUGGUGGAUGUUGUGGAGAAGUUGGAGGCCAAGGUGGUCGUGGCGGUGCAGGUGGUUGAGCAGAUCGUGAAGGAGGAGGUCCAGGCGUCCGUUCAGGCACCGGAGGUGGACGAUCUGAAGAAGGUGGAGGGCGAGGCGGGUUUGGCUACGCCGGAGGUGCGGGAUCUUGAGGAGGCCGAGGCCGAUGCGGUUGGGGAAGAUCUGGAGAAGGGUGAGAGCGAUGCGGUGGUGGUUGAGGAGGGCGAGGCGGUCGUGGCGGCGCCGGUAGUGGACGAUCUCGGCAAGGCGGAGGCAGAGGCGUUCAUGGCAGCGGCCGAGGUGAAGGAUCUCGACACGGCCGAGUCUCCCCCGCCCCUGUGCAAGUGGUUUCACUGGAUAGACAAGGAGCAGCCGGAAUGGGCGCGGCGUGAGGUUGAUGAAAAAGGCCGGCGUGCAUGGGCAAGGUUCUUUGAGGACGAGCGUUGGGAAAAGGCUUCUGCUAAUGAUAAAGUAGAGAGGGGGAAACAUAUACAAAAGUUAAGGGCGGAGGAAGCUCGAAAUCGUGAGGUGAACCAGAGGAGGAUGGAGGAAGAGGCUGCACGUAGGUAUGCAGAGGAAGAGGUGCGCAAGGAGGCCUGUGAGGCGGAAAGGAAGAGAUUAAGAGAAAGAGCUGCUGAGGCGCAGGCAGCCGAAGAACGUGGCGACAGGACUGGAAAAUAG